This is a messenger RNA of Fonsecaea monophora, 1545 nucleotides long. RefSeq lists its product as hypothetical. The transcript is spliced from 3 exons. NCBI's taxonomy places the organism in Eukaryota, Fungi, Ascomycota, Eurotiomycetes, Chaetothyriales, Herpotrichiellaceae. The record is from RefSeq and is a predicted model, not a curated record. Gene Ontology annotation, biological process: xenobiotic detoxification by transmembrane export across the plasma membrane. Gene Ontology annotation, molecular function: fluconazole transmembrane transporter activity. Bases 1 to 1545 code for a protein of 514 amino acids.
AUGGCUCAAAUGAUCCGAAACUCUGCCUUGAGCGCAUUGAUCCGCAUAUGUCUUCACGGACAUUACUGGCCUCAUCAUCCCGGCGAUCUUGAAAAGGCUGGAAGCAGCUCGGUCAGGGCGACGGGCCAGGCUGAUGAGAACGAGAAAUCGGUGCACCUUGUUGGUUGGGACGGCCCGGACGACGUCGAAAAUCCACUCAACUUCUCCGGCGUGAAGAAGGGUGUGAUCACGGCACUGACUUGUGUCUACACAUGGGCAAUCUAUGUCGGCUCUUCGAUCUACACAUCCAGUCAGCCUGGCAUCGAGCAUCACUUUGGCGUGGACAAUUUCCAAUCGUCCUUCGGUCUCGCCAUCUACGUCCUGGCAUACGGUCUGGGGGGUCUCUUGUUCUCGCCGCUCUCCGAGGUGCCAUCGAUCGGACGCAAUCCCCCUUAUGCCAUCUCCGGGGCCCUCUUUGUCGUCUUGUGCGUCCCAACGUCGCUUGUUGACAAUUAUGCGGGGCUCAUGGUCCUCCGAUUCCUGUUAGGCUUCAUGGGAUCCCCUUGCCUGGCCACCGCUGGGGCAACGCUUGGCGAUAUCUGGGGCCCGGCUCGAUUCCCAUACUUCAUCGGGCUGUGGGCGUGCACGACGGCCUUGGGACCAGCCUUGGGACCGAUGUUGUCGUCCUUUGCUGUCGAGUCUCUGGGUUGGAGAUUCUCCAGUUGGGAGCUCCUCAUCAUUUCGGGCUCCGUCUUCGUCGUCUUUGUCGCCUUGGUUCCGGAGACGGCGGCACCAACCAUCCUGUAUUACCGGGCGAAGCGACUCAGGGAGUUGACAGGGGAUCAAAGUUACAUGUCAGAGGAAGAGAUCAAACAAGCCAAGCUCACGGCUGGUCAGCGGCUGUGGGGUUCAAUCAUCAAGCCUUGGGAAGUCAACGUCAAAGACCCGGCUCUGUUGUUCAUGACCUUGUACAUGGGUUUGAUCUAUGCAAUUGUCUACUCUUUCUUCGAGUCACUGCCCCUUGUCUAUCCGCCAAUUUACGGGUUCUCGCCAACUUCCACGUCCCUCAUCUGGCUAGCAGUCGUUCCUGCCGGGGCGAUCGGCUUCCCACUCCACUGCUUCUGGCUGUCCAAACGUGUCGAACCCAAAAUCCGGGACCAAACGUUCGGCGAUCUGGAGAAUUUUCUCGAAACCGGCGUCGCCGCCAGCCUUUUGAUGCCAGCAUCUUUGUUCAUGUUUGCUAGACCCUCUAUCCACUGGAUGGUUCCCACCGUUGCCAUCUUCCUCUACAUGGUCGCGCAGUAUUUUCUGACCAACUCGGUCUUUUUGUACAUUCCGGCCAUCUAUCCGCGCUAUGCAGCGAGCAUCUUUGCAGCCAACAGCGUGGCGAGGGCCCUUUUGGCGUUCGUCGCGGUGCUGGUGGGACGACCGAUGUUCAAGGGUAUUGGUAUCGAUGGGGGUGUGAGCUUGUUGGGAGGCCUUACAGCGGUUUGCGCUGCCCUGUUGGCGGGGCUGUAUUGGAGCUGGGGGAAGAGAUUGAGGGCGAGAAGUCGGUUUGCUGCUUGA